Molecule: messenger RNA, 2737 nt
Organism: Cokeromyces recurvatus
Lineage: Eukaryota; Fungi; Mucoromycota; Mucoromycetes; Mucorales; Mucoraceae
Exons: 8
Coding region: 34-2658 (874 amino acids)
Biological process (GO): cytoskeleton organization
Cellular component (GO): plasma membrane; cytoplasm; cell division site
Molecular function (GO): protein binding
Source: RefSeq, a predicted model, not a curated record
UUUUAUUAUUAUUAUUAUUAUUUAGCUUAAAAUAUGCCACCCAAUACACAGCUUGAGCAAGAAGCAGAAGAAAUGGAUACACCUAUUUCAUUCGUUCAUCAUUUUUGGUCAAAAGAUAAGACGGGCAUGAAGAAAUUAAUAAAUCAUAUUAAAUCCACUCAUGAAGAUCUUAAUAAGGUUUACAAUAUCUAUAUUGAAAGAGCACAAAUAGAGCGAGAGUUUGGAGAAAAGUUAUUACUGUUAUCAGAGAAAAACAGUCAUGAGGCAUCCAAAGACGGAAUACCAGCUGCCUUUGAUACAAUGGUUAUGGAAUUAAAAAAUACAGCCAAUUCACGAUUAGAGUUGGCGGAUAAAUUACAACAAGAACUAGCAGGUGAAUUUGAGUCAAAAUUAGAGGAAUAUAAACUUUUACUUGAAAAAUGGACGAAAUCAUUGGAUGAAUUAUAUCAGGAACGUCAAGAAAUGAUAAUGGAGUUGCUAAAGACCCGAGCAAAAUAUUUGAAGGAGCAUGAGAUUUCAAAGGGACAAAUGACCCCUAUCAUGGAAUCGUUGAAAAGUCACUACAAAACCUUAGUAGCAGAAGUAGAUGAAGUAGCUCAAGAAUGGAAUUCAUUAUGGAAAGAAGCAUGUGAGGUUAUGGAAGCAAUGGAAGAAGAUCGAGUAGAGUUUUUGAAAAGCAAUAUUUGGGAAUAUGCUAAUUUAACCUCAGCAACGUUACUUGUUCAAGAUGAGUGGUGCGAAAACAUUCGUAAACAAUUAGAGCAAUGUAAUGUUGAUAUAGAAAUUGAGAGAUGUAUUUCAUUAUGUGCAACUGGCUCAAAAAUACCAACUACAAAUGAAUAUGUGGGAGAAUUAAUGAAAGAGCAAAAGAAGAAGCAUCAGGCUUAUUCGGAAAGAUCAUCUAAAGCGCCUACUCCACCUACAAAGCCACAUCGUCAACAGGAAAGAUUUAGUUGUCAGUCCACAGAGCAACAACAUAGAAAUAAAGAAAAUUUCAAUUCCUUAAGAAACAAAUCAGAUUCCUCAAGGCAAUCAAACAUGAAUUAUGAUGACCAGCAACAACAGGACGCCAGCACAACACAAUCCCAACGAAGAAUACGAGAUACUCCUUCGGAUACGGAGCAAAAUACAAAGCCAUCUAUACCAACAGUAGAUCAAGGAACUUAUGGACGUAACAGGAAUCCACAAAUGAAUAUUAUGCAGAAAAAUGUAAGCAGUAAUAUAGGUAGUACAGCUACUCGUGGUCAAAUCAAAAGAAAGCCUUUGAAUAAAACGUUGAUGGAACAAGUAUCAAAUGAAAUGGCUAUAGCUCGUCAACAGCGAGAGAUUGAACAACGACAACAGAAACAGAAUGAUAACUUUUCUACAUCUUCGCCCACUAUAAGAGAAAGUAUGUCAUCACAUCAUAAAUCAGCUUCAAAUGGAUCACUUGAAUCUUUACUAAAGACAUUCGAAGGCACUAACUCGACAGCGACAAUUCCUUCCGACUCAACAUUACCAACACGUAAAUCUUCUCAAUCAAAUACAUCCAUAAAUGAUGAGAUUAAAUCAUGUCGUCAGCCCUCAGAAUAUAAACCUGAUGCAUGCUCCAUUCCUACGAGACGCGGUCCUACAACAAAUACGCCACAGGAUAAUAUAGAUGACACUUCAAGCUUAGACAAGUCCUGUCCCUCUAAAAUGAUUCAAGAGCCUUUAUCAAAUCCCGCUAUUACUCCUAAAUCACCCCGUCCACCACCUCAACAAAUUGUGCUUGAUAAGCGUCCACCUACUGAUAGCUAUCCUGAACAACAAAGACUUGGACAUCAAACUCAACAGGUACAAAAUUAUCAAACAACAUCAUCCCCAAAUAAAAUGCAUUCAACGCAAGAUCCUUACUCAACUUGCACAUAUAUACCACCACAACAAUUUGCUGUAGGUCAGCCCUCAUAUAUAGGGCAGCAGCAUAUGAAUCAACCAUCUCAACCCUCGCCUCUAAUGCAGCCCGUGCAUUCACCUAUGAUGCAACCAGUUCAUUCACCUAUGAUGCAGCCCGCGCAUUCACCCAUGAUGCAACCAGCUCAUUCACCUAUGAUGCAGCCCAUGCAUUCGCCCAUGAUGCAACCUGUCCAUUCGCCCAUGAUGCAGCCGCAAAGAUCACCUAUGAUGCAACAAGCUCAUUCACCUAUGAUGCAGCCCAUGCAUUCGCCCAUGAUGCAGCCACAAAGGUCUCCUGGGAUGGCGCCUUCACCGUUAAUACAGCCGCAACCACCAUAUAAUACUCAAAGAGGUGGUACACUUCCACCACCCAUCACUAUUCCUCCUACUACUAACUUUGCCGUAACUCCUCAGCCCUCUCCUUCUAUAUCCUAUACUAAUUUAGCUGGCAGUGGCGGUGUUUCUCCUGGUGGUGUCCUCCCUCCACCUGCUUCACCACAGCAAUUGCCACUAAGGCCACAUCAAUACUCUGAUGGCCAACCUAUUCAAUUCUGGGCGCGAGCAAAAUAUGAUUAUGAAGCUAGUGACAGUGAUGAAUUAUCAUUUAAGGCACAUAAUUUAAUUGGUGUCUUGGAAGCAGAUAUUACACAACAAUCAUGGUGGUUAGGCGCUAUUUGGGAUGAAUAUCGUCAAGUAUGGUCUGCUACUGGUUCAAUUCCAAGCAAUUUUAUGGAAAGUUGUUAAAACCUUUACCUUUGUAUAUAAUGUUUAUUAUUAUUAAUAAAUUUUUUUUUCUUCUUCUUCUUCUUUGAGAAAAAAAAAA